AUGGGCGUAGCAGAGAACCAGACAUAUGGCGGGCAGCCUCCAUCAGCCGUCGCCUCACAACCGACGUCUCGCAAACGCAAGGCAGACGCGGGUCCCUCAAGCAGUAAACAAACCUAUGGCGGCGCUGAAGUUGUCGACCUAACUGCGGACUCACCACCCAAGAAGCGGAAGAAGCAACUACUUGACGAACAAAACGCAGCCUCAUUGCCCAAGAAGCGCAAGAAGCAGGCAGUCGACGAAGAAAAGCGUCUCCGACGAUGGCGCAAGAAGGCACCUCAAAGCUACGCAGAAAUCAGAGACCGCGCUCUCACACAGCGAAUGUACGUCCUCGACCGCCAACGCAACGACGCCUACCCGGAUCACCCCAUCGAGACCAUCUCUUUAGCCGGAACGACUGGCAACGUCUACUCCAUCACCAUCGACAAAGUCCCCUCCUGCAACUGCCCGCACGCCAUGAAAGGCAACCAGUGCAAGCACAUCAUCUACGUCCUCGCGCGCGUCCUGCGUGUGACGGGGGAAAUGGAGUACCAGCUCGCCUUCAUCUCCUCAGAGUUGCGCGAGAUCUUUGAGCGCGCUCCGCCGCUGCCGUCCGAGCAAGCGGAGCAGUCGGCGAAGGAUGGCAAUCGCAAGGAUGUGGAGGGCGAAUGUCCGAUCUGCUGUGUCGACUUCGAGCCGGAGGAUGGCGGUGAGGAAGUGGUGUUCUGUAAGGCGUCUUGCGGGAACAACAUCCAUAAGCAUUGUUUUCAGCAGUGGGCGGCGACGAAGAAGGGUGGGAAUGUUACGUGUCCGUUCUGUCGUACGCCGUGGCAGGGUGAUGAUAGUGAUUUGAAGAAAGUUGCGAGGAGUGGAGAGGUGAAUGAGGAAGGAUAUGUGAAUGUGGCGAAUCAGUUGGGGUUGUCCGGUGAUCGCGACUACUCGACGUACCAUCCGUACUGGGUUCGCAAGCAGUUUGGUGGCGAUUGGUACUGA
Messenger RNA from Saxophila tyrrhenica, 969 nucleotides. RefSeq lists its product as uncharacterized. Gene Ontology annotation, molecular function: ubiquitin protein ligase activity; zinc ion binding. NCBI's taxonomy places the organism in Eukaryota, Fungi, Ascomycota, Dothideomycetes, Mycosphaerellales, Extremaceae. The record is from RefSeq and is a predicted model, not a curated record. The transcript has a single exon. The coding region runs from base 1 to 969 and encodes 322 amino acids.